Molecule: messenger RNA, 2751 nt
Organism: Melitaea cinxia (Glanville fritillary)
Lineage: Eukaryota; Metazoa; Arthropoda; Insecta; Lepidoptera; Nymphalidae
Exons: 3
Coding region: 1-2751 (916 amino acids)
Molecular function (GO): nucleic acid binding
Source: RefSeq, a predicted model, not a curated record
AUGAUUGAAAUUGAAAAAACGGACAGUAAAAGGGAAAGUUCACUCUAUUUAGCUCAUCAUCCGGUUAUUCGUGAAGAUAAGAAAACGACAAAACUGAGAAUUGUUUUCAAUGCUUCUCAAGCAGGCACUAAUGGAGUGGCACUAAACGAUGAACUUCUUGUUGGACCUUCAAUACAACCAGAUUUGCGACAUUUAGUUAUACAAUGGAGGUUGUCUAGAAUUUGUUUGACUGCAGACAUUAUUAAAAUGUAUCGUCAAAUUAAGGUUCAUGAGGAAGAUACCGACUUCCAAAGGUUAUUAUGGAUUGAUGCUGAAAGCCAAGAAGUCAAAGACUAUAAGCUUCUUCGAGUCACAUUUGGCACAGCAUCGGCUCCAUUUUUGGCUGUACGGACUCUCCAGCAAAUAGCAAUAGACGAAGGUCAUAAGUAUUCGUUGGCUGCUGAAAAGGUUCGUUCAAAUUUCUAUAUGGACGAUUUGAUGUGUGGAUGUGAAACAGUAACUGAAGGAAUAGAAAUUUAUAAGCAGAUGAAAGGAUUGCUAAAAGAAGGUGGAUUUGAAUUGCAGAAGUGGGCAAGUAACAAUGAAGAACUGAUGGAAAUUAUAAGAAAGGGCGAGAAAGAUAAUGAUGAACUAAGGCAAGAAACGAAAGAAGAGAAGAAUAUUAAAAUGGAUGAAGUCAUAAAGAUUCUUGGGCUAACAUGGGAAAGAAGUACUGAUAAUUUUAGAUACAAAGUAAAUCUUUUAGAACAACAGUCACCUAUUACUAAAAGGAAAAUUGUCGCUGAUAUAUCACGUUUGUUCGAUCCACUUGGUUGGAUAGCACCGUGUAUCAUAGUUGCAAAAAUUAUGAUACAGAGGCUCUGGGUUGCAGGUAUUGCCUGGGAUGAUGAAGCACCUGAAGAACUACUUAAAGAGUGGUGUCAGUUUCGAGAAGAACUUUGUAAACUGCAUGAUUUUCGGAUACCGAGAUGGCUAAGAACUAGUUUAGGUGAUGUCCAAACAGAAUUACAUGGGUUUUGUGAUGCCUCUAAAAUGGCAUACGCAGCAGUUGUCUAUAUAAGAAGGGUUGAUUCUGAUGGUAAUGUGCAUGUGGCUUUAGUUGCAGCGAAAUCUAAAGUAGCGCCCAUAAAACAAGUUUCGAUUCCGAGGUUAGAGCUUUGUGGUGCUGUUGAAUUGACACGGUUGAUGUUAGAUGUGGCCAAAGUCAUGAAGAUAGAAGUUAGUAAGCUGCAUGCAUGGACCGACUCUACUAUCGUGUUGGCGUGGUUGAACAGCUUGCCUAAUCGAUGGAAGGUAUUUGUAGCCAAUAGGGUUUCAGAAAUAUUAACUUCCCUGAACCCGAGUCAAUGGUCACAUGUCAGCACUGAUAACAACCCUGCGGAUUGCGCAUCACGGGGAAUAACCCCUUCAGAAUUAAUCGGUAAGGAUCUGUGGUUGAAUGGUCCAAGCUUUCUAUUAGAUAAAAACAUUAAAUAUGAAAAACCAGUAGGAAUAAAGACAAAUUUAGAAGCUAUCAAUGUUCAUUUUAUAAAGGAAGAGGAAGAAAUUUGGGACAGAUUCUCGUCUUUAAAAAGAAUGAUUAGAGUGGUAGCGUACUGUAGGCGGUUCUUACAAAUGAAAAAACCUAAAAUAGAAAGAUACAGAGGUUAUUUGAAAACUGAAGAGUUAAAAAAUGCACUAGAAGUAUGUAUUCGUAAGGAUCAAAGGAAAUAUUUCGGCGAAGAGAUAAAAAGCAUAAAAAGAGGCGAAAAUAUUAGAAAGAACAGUAUGUUAAAAUUUUUAAAUCCUAUGUUAGAUGAAAUGAAAAUAUUGAGAGUUGGAGGAAGAUUAGAUAGUUCGGAUUUGGAACAGUAUAGGAAACAUCCUAUAGUGAUGGCUAAUAAAUCAAAAUUGAGUCAAUCGAUUAUUGCUGAUGCACAUACACAAACUUUACAUGGAGGUCCGCAACUGACCAUAAACUACAUUCUAAACAAAUAUUUUAUAUUAGGAGUCAAAAGUGGAGUUGAUUUCGCAGGUCCUAUACAAAUGCGCACAGCAAGAGGUCGUGGACAUAAGUCGUACAAAGGGUACAUUUGUUUGUUUGUUUGCAUGUGUACAAAGGCUGUGCACCUUGAGGCAGUAAGUGAUCUUACAGCACAAGGAUUUCUUCAGGCAUUUAAGCGAUUCGUGGCCAGAAGAGGGCGCUGUGAAGACGUUUGGAGCGACAACGGGACAAAUUUUGUUGGGGCUUCAGCGGAGAUCAAGAAAUUAUUUUUUCAUGAAAAGGCAGGUAUGCUGCCCGAGAUCGCAGAGAUGUUGGCAAAUAAUAAUACAACUUGGCAUUUUAUACCGCCACAUGCUCCCAAUUUUGGUGGUUUAUGGGAAGCUGCAAUCAAAUCAGCUAAAAUGCAUCUGAAACGCGUUAUCAGCACCUCUACUUUAACUUAUGAGGAAAUGUCAACGGUUUUGGCACAGAUAGAAGCAUGCCUUAACUCAAGACCCCUAUCGAGAUUAGAUACAGACCAGGGAAAUGUGGAUAUCUUAACACCGGGACAUUUUUUAGUAGGUGAACCUCUAAUUAAUGCUCCAGAUCAUAAUUAUGAGACAUCCAAUAUAAGCUCUCUUAGGCGAUGGCAGUAUACUCAACAAAAUCCAUUCCGUCCAUACAGGUUCACCACCACUGCAGCCAGCUCCGAACAUCAGAUACGAAAAACAAAAUGCGGCGCGGACACGGCGCGUAGCACGCCUUGCACGCCCGAACCUGCGGCAUAG